Molecule: messenger RNA, 1170 nt
Organism: Serpula lacrymans var. lacrymans S7.9
Lineage: Eukaryota; Fungi; Basidiomycota; Agaricomycetes; Boletales; Serpulaceae
Exons: 6
Coding region: 169-1089 (306 amino acids)
Source: RefSeq, a predicted model, not a curated record
GAAGCUUCUUCAAAGCUUACUAUUGUUCUACCGACUUGACCGGACCCUUGGCUGGGCCACCAGAGCAGGAAACAUAUAAAUAUUGGAUUAUGCGUUGCUCGCAUACCAAAUAUUAAGCAUUUCGUACUUCAUUUUGUUGCAUUGCCAUCCUCAAUAUUCUCGCCGAUCAUGUCUGACGCCAUCACAUUGCGCAAGUUACCGCGAGGCGAGCUUCAGAAACUGGCUAGGUCUAAUGGUAUCAAACCCAAUCUCAAAAACGAAGCUAUCGUACAACGUCUCGUAGAGCGUGGACUCGGAAAUGGGAGUGGGAGCGGAAGUGGGAGUGGGAGUGGGAGUGCCACCGAAGUCGGGCAGGAUGACCAAACCAAGAAAGACAUUGAAGAGAAAGAUACACCAGACGACGCCAAAAACAAUCAAGAUAGUCGGGAUGUAUGCGCGCCACCUCCGUCAUCGCUAAAGGCAGAUUUACCACAGACUUCUAUGUGCAAGAAGAAUGACAAGUGUAAAUCAACUCCGAAGAAAGAGAAAGCGAAUAAAAAACUCAAUGGAGUGGACCAUGUCAAUGCCAAAGAGGCGAGCUCUGAGAUAUCUCAAAUUUCUCAGUCUACAUAUGCAAGCCGCAUGUCAUCAGUCGAGGACGUCCCCAUUCUUUCAGAGAUUCGUGCCGUCGAGCGCGCUGUGGAUAUAAUGGCGAAUAUAUCUGAGGCUGACCAGGAGUGCCUCGCUGAAAUAGCUGUCCUCAAGGCUACUGCAGCGCGUUUGCGCAAGCAAGCCGAAGAUUUACGAGCUGUUUUGCAGUCGACAAAGGGAAGAAGGGAUGAGAUGCAGAGUUUCUUUCUCUACUGGCAGAAAAUAGAUCCAAAAUGGUCCAUGUUUGAAAUCUACCCAGAGGGUGCGGAAUGGGCUCCUACCUUACCACCGGCAGGCACUGGAAAGUCAGGCGAGGGACCGAAGAUACCAGUUUCGCGCCCUACAUUGACGCUACCAGCAACGCCACGGCCACUACUCCCAGAACAACAGGCUCUCAGAGCAGCACAACUUAAACUCGCAUUCCAACUUCAUCAAGCACUGUAUCCGCCUAGUAAAUAGAACUCAUGUACCUUUAUAACGAUUAGCCCUGUCAAGUACCACUAGCAUGGAAGAUUUUAAUGGACAGAAGUAAAUAGCCUU